Molecule: messenger RNA, 1326 nt
Organism: Fusarium keratoplasticum
Lineage: Eukaryota; Fungi; Ascomycota; Sordariomycetes; Hypocreales; Nectriaceae
Product: Zn(2)-C6 fungal-type domain-containing protein
Exons: 5
Coding region: 1-1326 (441 amino acids)
Biological process (GO): regulation of transcription by RNA polymerase II
Molecular function (GO): zinc ion binding; DNA-binding transcription activator activity, RNA polymerase II-specific
Source: RefSeq, a predicted model, not a curated record
AUGUCGGAACCCUCGGUCGGGUCCCCUGCCGCUGGCGCUUCCACGGCAUUGACCAAGCGAAAGCCAAUGCCAAGAAAAGGACACACCAAGUCUCGAGCAGGCUGCGUCUGCUGCAAGAGGCGUAAGGUCAAAUGUGAUGAAGUAGCUCCCCAGUGCGGCCCAUGCCAACGACUAGGCUUGCCUUGCGAGUAUCUCGGCAAGCAGAGCCGAAGCCAGUCAUCCAGCGUGGCCCGGCCGUUGCGAACAACACCGGCCAUGUAUGAUGCUAACGACAUGAACUUUUUUCGACAUUUUCUGUUUGAAGCGUACCCGCCUCUUCCUGUAGACGGAUUUACUGUGUGGCAACAGGCCUCAAAGCUUUCGCACGAGUACGAGUUUCUGCUACACGCCAUGCUUGGCCUCGGGGCAUCACAUCUUGGUCUUCUGACUCCGAUUGACUACAACAAAGUUGCUUUGAAACAUCGAGUCACGGCAAUUAGGGAGCUCAACAGCCAUCUCUCAAAACCCGACAUCUCAAAAUCUGGGGGUGAAGCUGCGUUCGCCGCUAUGCUUGUCCUGACCUUUCAGUCAUCUUACAUGUCUGAUGGCAUGAUUGACUUUUUAACCAUGGUCAGAGGCUGCUGGCUUGUUGGCUACGGGGUGGGGGAUCUGGAGCAGACCAUCUUCAAGACGUUUGCGAGAUCCAGCUAUUACGAAAAGAUAAAGGUACUUGCUCAGCAGGACGAUACCGUACAUUACCUCGACGCUCUUAUUGCCAACCAGUUCUGCGCGAGCGUGAGGAGAAUUGCACCCUUUUGUAAGAGUGUCCCAGAGCUGCGUUAUCUCGCACACAUGGAAAAGAUAGCGAGCCUGGCAGCUAUAGACCCGGCAGAAAGCUACCGUGAACUGUCCUUCUUUUAUGACAUAUUAGGUGAACUUACCAGCAACGACUUUUCCCACUUUGUCGACCCUCAGAAUUAUGUUUCUCAACUGGUCAUUAUGCAUACUCUUGUUCUCGACUUUGUCAUGAGUAAGAAGGCAGUCGACGAGUUUGGCAAGACUGGAAUAGGCAGACAUGGUUAUGACUGUAGAAGGGCCAUGUCGAAAGUGUGGAUUGAAGAGAUUCAGGGGCGACUCCCCGCUGAAUAUCAAGAGUAUGCAGAGUGGCCAGUUAAGCUCGUCAAGAGUCUGAACUACUCGUUUGAUAAAGACGCUGAAGUUUGGGAGCCCUUCCUCUUGAGUAGGGGAACAGCGACUCUGUCCGAGACGGAUACCUUGUCGUUGGUGGAAGGGCACUCCGAUACAGACCAAGCUCCCGUCGAAUCUUCCUCCCUAUUGUCUUCCUAG